AUGGACCACCUCGACUUUGACGCGUACGGCGGCGGCGGCCACCACGCCGGCGGGGGCUUCGGUGGAGGCGUGUCCCUCACGCUGGGCCUGCAGCAGCACGACUCCCACGACGGCGGCAGCGUCAACAUCGCGUUCGGCGCUCCGCCGACGCCCGCGCACCACCACCACUGCCGCGCCGUGGGCGGGAAUCGAGUGCCAAGCCUCUGCGCGCAGCAACUUAAAGGCGGCUUCAGAGUUUUCUUCAUUCAGAUGAGGACUUGUACCACAAAUGCAGCCUUCUUUCUCCUGCUGCUGCUGUGUGCUUGCUGCGUCGCCACCGGCCUUGCCUGUGACCCUAAUGGCGGUGGCGCCAAGUUCGGGUACAUCGGCUCUAUCGGUCCUGCCCACUGGGGCAGCUUGAGCCCCAACUUCACGCAGUGCGCGAGAGGGACGCACCAGUCCCCGAUCGACAUCUCCACGGCCGAAGCGGCUCUCAACCCGGGGCUGCAGCCACUCCACAGGGACUACACCGUCGCCAACGCUACCCUUGUCGAUAACGUCUUCAACAUCGCGCUGCGCUUCGACGACGACGGAGCUGCUGGGAGCGUGCGCAUCGACGGGAAGGUGUACAGGCUGAAGCAGAUGCACUGGCACUCGCCCUCCGAGCACACCAUCAACGGGCAGAGGUUCCCCGUGGAGCUCCACAUGGUUCACGCCAGCGACGACGGCAACGUCACCGUGGUGGCCAUGCUCUACCGAUUUGGAAGCAGGCCGGACCCUCUGCUUUGGCAGAUUCAGGACAAGCUGGCUGCGCUGUACGCGGAGGGGUGCAGAGCGGAGGAGGGCGCUCCAGUUCCCGCCGGGAACGUGAGCCUCUGGUCGCUGAGGCUGUACUCCCACACGUACUACCGCUACGUCGGGUCCUUCACCACGCCGCCCUGCACCGAGAACGUCAUCUGGAGCGUCCUUGCCCAGGUGAGGGAGAUGACGGUGGAUCAGGCCGCCGCCCUGAUGGCGCCCCUGGAGCAAACCUACAGGCGCAACAACAGGCCGACGCAGCCGAUGAACGGCCGCAUCGUCCAGGUCUACUACCACCGGUUCAUGAACAAGAAGACGGCGCCGUAG
Molecule: messenger RNA, 1104 nt
Organism: Miscanthus lutarioriparius
Lineage: Eukaryota; Viridiplantae; Streptophyta; Magnoliopsida; Poales; Poaceae
Source: the annotation of a GenBank genome assembly